GAGCACCGGGGGCCCCUCAUCGUCGAUCGCCCGAAGCUUCGAGACGUGUCGAAUAUGGCUGUGAAUCCAUAUUCGCUGAAAGCCUUGGAGGAGGAGAAGCUGCAGGAGUUGCAUGAUUGCAACAGGAUGCUGGAAGAGCAGAAGGCCUUGAAGAAGGAAGCCAAAGCAAUGCCGAAAGCUAAGGGCAGGGCUAAAGGCAAAGCAAAGGCUGCUCCGAAGGCUAAG
Molecule: messenger RNA, 225 nt
Organism: Symbiodinium sp. CCMP2456
Lineage: Eukaryota; Dinophyceae; Suessiales; Symbiodiniaceae
Source: the annotation of a GenBank genome assembly